AUGGUGACGGCCUCCAAUCACCUGCUGUGUCAGGUGCGCAGAAUAAGGACCAGUACAGGUCUUGGUGGCAUCUCCACUUACGGCACGUUGGGCCUUGGGGCAGGAAGUGCCGGACAAAGAAGGGUUCCUCCGGCCCCGUCGGAGGCUUCCGGGGAGCUCAGAUCCGAGAUGGACGAGGAAGUCUCAGCUGGACCCAAAGCAGGAAGGGGGCCUGGUACCACCACAACUGGAAGCAGUGGGGAAUUCUGGGAAGGAAAGGUGCAGGGAAUCCUGGGAGAAGAGACGCCCUACCCAGAAGUACAGAGCCGGCAUUUCCGGCAAUUCCAAUACCAGGAGGCCGAGCAGGAGCAGGGCCGGCUUGCAGAGUUGAGCGUUGAUUUCUCUGGGGCAGAGAAGGCUCCAUGCAGACCCAGUUCGGAGCGAAGAAGGAUCGUUCAGGAGGCUGACAGAGGAGCCCCCGUGCAGGGUGAAAUCAUGAUGCCGGCAGUCGGUACCCCAUCAUCUCUUUCUGGUGGCGAAGGGGGAACGGAGACUGUGGGACCCCAUGAGGGUCUGGUGAGCUUUGAGGAGCUGUCUGUGUCUUUCACGGAGGAGGAGUGGGCGCUGCUGGAUCCGGACCAGAGAACUUUGCAUCAGGAAGUCACGGAGGAGAUCUGUGGGAUCGUGGCCUCUCUGGAUGACAACUCAUUAAAACGCUUGGAGUGUGGAAAGAGCUUCACUAGAAGCACACACCUUAGUUGUCAUCAGAGAAGUCACGUAGGGGGAAAACCAUAUGAAUGUGCAGAGUGUGGAAAUUGCUUCAGUGAGAAGAUACAACUCACACGUCAUCAAAGAAUUCACAGAGGGGAGAAACCAUAUGAAUGUGCAGAGUGUAGACAGCGCUUCAGUCAGAGGGCAAGCCUCACUUCUCAUCAAAGUAUUCACACAGGGGAGAAACCAUAUGAAUGUACAGACUGUGGAAAGUGCUUCAGACAGAAAAUACAACUCACUUCUCAUCAAAGAAUUCACACAGGGGAGAAACCAUAUGAAUGUGCAGAAUGUGGAAAGCGCUUCAGUCACAGGGCGAACCUCACUUCUCAUCAAAAUAUUCACACGGGGGAGAAACCGUAUGAAUGUGCAGACUGUGGAAAGUGCUUCAAACGGAGCACACACCUCACUUCUCAUCAAAUAAUUCACACAGGGGAGAAACCAUAUGAAUGUGCAGACUGUGGAAAGCGCUUCAGUCGGAGCACACACCUCACUUCUCAUCAAAGAAUUCACACAGGGGAGAAACCAUAUGAAUGUUCAGACUGUGGAAAGUGCUUCAGAUGGAGCACAUACCUCACUUCUCAUCAAAGAAUUCACACAGGGGAGAAACCAUUUGAAUGUGCAGAGUGUGGACAGUGCUUCAGUUACAGCGCAAGCCUCACUUCUCAUCAAAGUAUUCACACAGGGGAGAAACCAUAUAGCUGUGGAGAGUGUGGAAAGCGCUUCAGUUAUAAGUCUCACGUCACUUCUCAUCAAAGAAUUCACACGGGGGAGAAACCGUAUGAAUGUGCAGACUGUGGAAAGUGCUUCAGAUGCAGUACACACCUCACUCGUCAUCAAAGAAUUCACACAGGGGAGAAAACAAAUGAAUGUGCAGACUGUGGAAAGUGCUUCAAACGGAGCACACACCUCACUUCUCAUCAAAGAAUUCACACAGGGGAGAAACCAUAUGAAUGUGCAGACUGUGGAAAGCGCUUCAGUCGGAGCACACACCUCACUUCUCAUCAAAGAAUUCACACAGGGGAGAAACCAUAUGAAUGUGCAGAGUGUGGAGAACGCUUCAGUCACAGGAUAAGCCUCACUUCUCAUCAAAGUAUUCACACAGGGAAGAAACCAUAUGAAUGUGCAGACUGUGGAAAGUGCUUCAGUUGGAGGACAAACCUCACUUCUCAUCAAAGAAGUCACACAGGGGAGAAGCCAUAUGACUGUGCAGAGUGUGGAAAGCGCUUCAGUUGGAGCAAAAGCCUCACUUCUCAUCAAAGAAUUCACACAGGGGAGAAACCAUAUGAAUGUGCAGACUAUGGAAAGCGAUUCCGUCAGAAGGUACAACUCACUUCUCAUCAAAGAAUUCACACAGGGGAGAAACCAUAUGAAUGUGCAGACUGCGGAAAGAGCUUCAGUCGGAGCACACUCCUCACUUCUCAUCAAAGUAUUCACACGGGGGUGAAACCAUAUGAAUGUGCAGACUUUGGAAAGCGCUUCAGUCGGAGCACACACCUCACUUCUCAUCAAAGAAUUCACACAGGGGAGAAACCAUAUGAAUGUGCAGAGUGUGGACAGCGCUUCAGUCGGAGCACACUCCUCACUUCUCAUCAAAGAAUUCACACAGGGGAGAAACCAUAUGAAUGUGCAGACUUUGGAAAGCGCUUCAGUCGGAGCACACACCUCACUUCUCAUCAAAGAAUUCACACAGGGGAGAAACCAUAUGAAUGUGCAGAGUGUGGACAGCGCUUCAGUCACAGGAUAAGCCUCACUUCUCAUCAAAGUAUUCACACAGGGGAGAAACCAUAUGAAUGUGCAGAGUGUGGAAAGCACUUCAGUCAGAGCACACAACUCACUUCUCAUCAAAGAAUUCACACGGGA
Elgaria multicarinata webbii is the source of this 2610-nucleotide messenger RNA. RefSeq names its product zinc finger protein 665-like. Gene Ontology annotation, biological process: regulation of DNA-templated transcription. The record is from RefSeq and is a predicted model, not a curated record. Gene Ontology annotation, cellular component: nucleus. The transcript has 6 exons. The annotation marks the transcript as partial. NCBI's taxonomy places the organism in Eukaryota, Metazoa, Chordata, Lepidosauria, Squamata, Anguidae.